This is a messenger RNA of Drosophila miranda, 3155 nucleotides long. RefSeq names its product voltage-dependent L-type calcium channel subunit beta-2 (gene Ca-beta). Gene Ontology annotation, molecular function: high voltage-gated calcium channel activity; protein binding. The transcript is spliced from 10 exons. Bases 1027 to 3138 code for a protein of 703 amino acids. Gene Ontology annotation, biological process: regulation of voltage-gated calcium channel activity; calcium ion transmembrane transport; neuromuscular junction development. The record is from RefSeq and is a predicted model, not a curated record. Gene Ontology annotation, cellular component: voltage-gated calcium channel complex. NCBI's taxonomy places the organism in Eukaryota, Metazoa, Arthropoda, Insecta, Diptera, Drosophilidae.
ACGAUUCAGUUUGCGUGCGGAGUAGUAUCGAGUGAAUGUCGAGGGCGAAUCGAAUAACGAAUCGAGAUAAACGGAUGUGAAUGUUGGACUGUUGGGACUUGGAAUUGGCCAAAAAACGGACAAAAGGGAACAAAGUGAUAAAGAUCCGGGGAAUCGCAGGGAAUCGGAAAACACACGGCCACGCGUUUAACCAAAAGCAUUUUUCGCGACCUCUCCAGCAAGUAACCUCUGGCCCUCCCGCUCCCGCCCGCCCGCGUUUUCCAGUCCGUUUUGUGCAUAUACUAGAAAAAGUGAUGUGAUGUGAGCAGAGCAGAGCAGAGCAGAGCAGAGAGCCGCGAUUCGACUGACAUAAAUUCCUAUUUUUAAACGGGCAGAGAAAGGCGAAAAACGAAAAAGGAAAAGCGAAAAGCAUCGAUACGGAAUCAAUUUGCCUGCCAGACGCUCCAAAACAAAGGGGAAAGCAGCAGCAGCCCAAAAAGGAAUUCCUUUCCAGCAAAAGAUUCAGGCAUUUACACUCGCCUCCCACUCUCCCACUCUCUCUCUCCCUCUCUCUCUCUCUGUCUGUGCGUGUCGGUGUCGGUGACGUUGUCGGUGUUUUUGUACAAGUGUCGUUGUCCGGAUCGGAUCCGAUCUGAUCUGUUAGUUAAUCAAUCCAUCAUUGCCAAACGAAACUGUGAAACAAUAAGUGGAAUUAUACCUUUUGCUAGAAUAUACACAUACAUAUAUAUUUACAACUCGAAGUCGAGGCUCUGACAAUUUGCCAGUCGGAGCUCGAUACGGGAGUCGCCUUGGAAUACCUACCUAAUCAUUGCCGCCGCCAGUGUCUGCCAUCCAUCAACAUUGCAAUCAGAAUCGGAAUCGGAAUCGGAAUCAUCAUUAUCAUCGGAACAUCUGCGGCCAUUUGCCAGCUGUGGCAUUCGCUGGGGACCAGGAGAGUGAGAGGGAACGCUGUCGCUUACGCACCCUGUCGCCGACAAUAUCAUCAAGAUAUCUUCAUUCGAAGAAGACUACAGGGCUGACAGGCCCAUGGUGCAGCGCGCAUCAUCCUCGGAUGCUCCCUCCGUUCAGGGUGGCCAACAUCGAGAGUCUCGAUUUGGCCUUGGAUACACGUCUUACCAGAGUGGAUACAACAAGCUCUUCACACAGGGUUCUGCCGACUCGAACUACUCACAACCUUCAUCCGAUCUGUCGCUAGACGAGGAAAAGGAAUCGCUUCGGCGAGAAAAGGAACGUCAGGCCUUAAGCCAGUUGGAUAAAGCGAGGAGCAAACCAGUGGCGUUCGCUGUGCGAACCAACGUAGCAUACGAUGGCGCUAUCGACGACGAUUCGCCCGUGCAGGGUGGCGCCGUUUCAUUCGAGAUCAGGGAGUUCCUGCACAUCAAAGAGAAGUAUGACAAUAACUGGUGGAUCGGCCGGCUGGUCCGAGAAGGCAGUGAUGUGGGCUUCAUACCCAGCCCCGCUAAGCUAGACAACAUUCGUAUGCAGAACCAAACCAGACCCUCAAGACUGUAUGGCACAAAGGGCUCGUCGAGCGGCAAUCUGGGCGCCGGUGGAGGCCAAGCAGGUGCGGAGCCAUCACGAGGUAGCACACCCCCCACACCUGAUCCCUACAGUACAACACCACGCAAGAAAAAAACAGGUGACGAAUCAGAUUCCAUGGGACCGGGACGUCACGGGAAGACACCGCUGGCCACGGCACCGAACAAGGAGAAGCGCAAGCCGUUCUUCAAGAAGCAGGAGACGGCCAGCCCGUACGAUGUGGUGCCAUCGAUGCGUCCCGUUGUCCUGGUGGGUCCAAGCCUUAAGGGCUACGAGGUGACCGACAUGAUGCAGAAGGCGCUCUUCGACUUCCUCAAGCACCGCUUCGAGGGCCGUAUCAUCAUCACGCGCGUGAUGGCCGACAUUUCCCUGGCGAAGCGCUCCAUCCUGAACAAUCCAUCGAAGCGGGCCAUCAUGGAGCGGUCGAGCAGUCGGUCCGACAAUCUCGGCAAGGUGCAGGAGGAGAUCGAGCGCAUCUUCGAGCUGGCCCGCUCGCUCCAGUUAGUCGUACUCGAUUGUGAUACAAUCAAUCAUCCGUCACAAUUAGCAAAAACUUCAUUAGCGCCAACAGUAGUGUACUUAAAGAUUAGUAGUAGUAAGGUUUUACAGCGUUUGAUCAAAUCACGCGGCAAAUCUCAGGCGAAAAACCUCUCCGUUCAAAUGGUUGCCGCCGAGAAGCUAUCCCAAUGUCCACCGGAAAUGUUCGAUGUGAUUCUAGACGAGAACCAGCUGGAAGAUGCCUGCGAGCACAUAGCCGAGUACUUGGAGACCUACUGGAAGGCCACACAUCCCGAUAUUCGUGCAGUGCCGCCGAUAGCCAGACCCCUGCCGCAGGAGGCCUCCCCCUUGGCGGAUGCGGCACGCCUCGGACCGACACCGCCAGUAGACGGCGAGGAGUUCGUCGACGAGCAGGACCCCCGCAUGGGGGGCCUGUCGAGCGGGGAGCGCGAGGGCAGUCGGGAGCGCGACAGCAGGGAGAGGGAACGCGAUCGGGAGCGGGAACGGGAACGGGAGCGGGACCGCGACUACUGGGACAGGGAGUUCAACCGAGAUCGCAGCUCGAAGGACAGGGAGAGGGACUUGGAGUGGGAGCGGGAGCGGGCGCGCGAGUGGGAGAGAGAGCGAGAAAGAGAUUGGGAUAGAGAGUUCGAUUGGGACCAAGGAGGAAGCUCGUACCACCACAGCCGGCGCCAGACGACGGCGGGACGCCACCAGGAGCGGGGCGGUGGCGUCGGAGCCGGCGGCUAUGAGCGGGACCGCGAACGGGAGCGCUACGAGCGGCGAGAGCGAGACCUCAUGCACUACGAUCUGAACAGCGACGAGCUGCUGGACGAGCGAAACUUCGAGUAUCCGGCGAUGCGGAGCGGCCCGAGCGGGGCCUCCCACCACGGCCACCUGUCGCGGGGCGGGCGGCUGAUGGACGACCAGGAGUUCGAGCGGGAGGAGCCGCAGAUCCGGAUGACCAGCUCCCGCUACGGGCCAUCGACGAGGAUCGACGAUCCGCGCGACCUGCCGCGCGGCGCCACCGUUGUCGAUCGCGAUGAAUACAGUCCGCACAGAGGUGGUGGGAGUAGUAGGAGAAUGCUGAAUGCCAUGUAGGAAUCGUGGAUAUAGGG